Messenger RNA from Paramecium tetraurelia, 830 nucleotides. RefSeq lists its product as uncharacterized. Gene Ontology annotation, cellular component: nucleus; cytoplasm. NCBI's taxonomy places the organism in Eukaryota, Ciliophora, Oligohymenophorea, Peniculida, Parameciidae. The record is from RefSeq and is a predicted model, not a curated record. Gene Ontology annotation, molecular function: protein-folding chaperone binding; protein folding chaperone. The transcript is spliced from 3 exons.
AUGGAUUACUACAAGGUUUUAGAAGUGCCUAGAAGUGCAACAGAAGCAGAUAUCAAAAAAGCAUACAGAAAAUUAGCAUUGAAAUGGCAUCCGGAUAAAAAUCCAGACAACAAAGAAGUGGCAACAAAAAAGUUUAAGGAAAUUGCAGAAGCUUAUGAAGUACUUUCAAAACCUGAGAAGAAAUCUCAUUAUGACAAAUAUGGUCAUCAAUAACCACCUCCCUCUCCUAAUUAUUAACAAUCUAACAAUUAUGGAAAUCAAUAUUAAUAGGACUUUGAUGACUUUUCAGAUUUUUCUUCUGGAUUCCAGAAUAAUUUCAAUACUUUCAAUAAUAGACCUGGGUUUAAUAAAUAUUCUGAAUAAUCUUUUGAGUUUCCAUAAUUUAAUAGAAUGCCUGAUUUAAAUAAAUUCUUUUUCGGAGAUAGUUUUGAUCCAUUUGAAGUUUUCUAGAAUUUUUUUUAAAAUGAUCCAUUUUUUAAUCAAGAUUUCUUUGGAAAUACCUAGUAACCAUAAAAAAAUAGCUUGGCAAAAGCAAACUCUUAUAAGAGUGACUUCGAUGAUGACUUUUUCAAACCAAUCUAUCAAAAUGGCUCCAAUCAAGGAGGCAACAUUAUAAGAGGAUAAACUCAUAAAACAGUAUAAUCUACUACAACUACAAUGAAUGGUUAGCCAGUUUAAAGAGUGAAAACAACUAUAAUUCAUCCAGAUGGAAGAAAGGAAGUGAAGGAAGAGAUAAAAACAUUAUCUUAGCUAUAAAAACACAACAGUGCCAUUUACUGAUAAGAUUAUUAUAUAAUUAGAAAUAAGAUAUUCAACAAUUUUGUUAUUAA